Messenger RNA from Caenorhabditis remanei, 1017 nucleotides. RefSeq lists its product as uncharacterized. Bases 1 to 1017 code for a protein of 338 amino acids. Gene Ontology annotation, molecular function: protein binding. The transcript is spliced from 3 exons. The record is from RefSeq and is a predicted model, not a curated record. NCBI's taxonomy places the organism in Eukaryota, Metazoa, Nematoda, Chromadorea, Rhabditida, Rhabditidae. Gene Ontology annotation, biological process: embryo development.
AUGACGUCUCCCUUCCCUCUCCUCCAUGUACCAAACCUCCCUUUAGCCAGAAUUAUUGAUUUUAUGGAGCCCGAUGCAUUAGUAUCACUUUCCUUUUGCUCUCAGAAAAGUCACUCUGUCAUCAAAACUCUACGAAAAAUGCCUCAUGACGAACGUCUGCUUGUAGGGGGAUCCAAUAUACCUGCACCAUUCCUUUCACUUACAAAUUUCGGCUGUGUGUUGAGUACAACUUACUCUGCAUAUAUCUCAAGUUCUAAAAAAGAGGAAUAUGUGAAAUUGGGUGGACAACAAGUACGAGUCAAAGUGCACCGUUUAGGCGAAUAUUUGAUAACAUAUUGGGAGAAUAAACAGAAUGGAUUGAAGGCUAUCACUGAUUAUGUGAUUGAUCUUUUCAAUAUUGAUGUAUCAGAUGUCCGUGUAUGUAAAGAUUCAUUCAAGGUGAUUGAACAUGUGAACAGUAGACAGAAGACACCAUUGGAAAAAGUGGUUUACGUAGACUGGAAUGUCAUCCCAUCGGAAGAUGAAAUGAAUUAUAUUCUGAGGGAUUGCCCGUGUUCAUCUCAAAUAUGCAUAUACUCAAAAGCUCUCCCCGAUUUUCGCUUCUCGAAUAACUUCCGUAGAAUCGACUGCUUAGAUAUCAGUAAUUCCAAAUGGGUAACAAUUGAUAACCUAUUGAGCAUGGAUGGGAUCGAUAUUCAUCUGGAAAAUGCCAGUAUCACUAAUAGUGAUUUGAAUGUCUUCCUCAGGCACUGGCUGUCUGGAGGAUGUCCCCGAUUGAAACUAUUCUGCGCUAGAACAGGAUCCGAGGAUAUCUUUCAAGUACUCGCUGGUUUACUGGAUAAUGCAGUUCUUGUGGAGGAUCGUGGAGACUACACCUGCCCAUUUGGAUACAGGACAACUUUGACAUCUGGAUUCGAUAUACGGCGUGCGGAUGGUGUGACAGCGACAGUAUGCAAACAGGGGAAUGGAACCUUGGUUAUUGCUGUUUGGCCGGAGACCACUUAUAAUUAUAAUUAA